AUGGCAGGUAGGGUUGCUCAUCCCACCCUGAAAGGACCAAGCGUGAUCAGGGAGAUAUGUUUUGGUAUUGUGAUUGCUUUUGCUGCUGGGGGCUUUUGGAAAAUGUAUCACUGGGAUUUGCAGAAGAAGACCAGGUCACUUUAUGAAUUGCUGGAGAAAGAUGAAGUCAGUGUUGUUCCAGAUGAAUAG
This is a messenger RNA of Prunus armeniaca (apricot), 189 nucleotides long. The record is from the annotation of a GenBank genome assembly. Lineage: Eukaryota; Viridiplantae; Streptophyta; Magnoliopsida; Rosales; Rosaceae.